AGCUGGUCACAUGAGUCUGAAUUUUCAUUUCAGUUCAUUAGUCAGCCAUUUUGGUCAACACCCUCCUUAACUGCGCACAAUCCAGUCCUAUUAUCACUCUGUAUCUGGCUUGAUCUGAAAGGGGGAGAGAGAGAGAGAGAGAAGCUAUAGAUCUCAGUGGAUCCUGGAUACCUUUUCUUCUCAUUCUUUUCAUUGUUGCUGUUUUACCAUCUUUGGUGCGUUUUUUUUUUUUUUUUUUAAGAAAAGGCUUUUUUUAGGACACAGCAAAGAGGGCUAUUUUUUGCCCCCCUGAUGCAGAGGCCCUGCUUGAGGUGGUUCUUUAGGAAUAAUAGCUCCUAGUGAAACCGAGUGUGCGUGCCCGGGUGUGCAGCGGUGCAGAAGAGAACGGAGAAAGGGAAACAGCUGAGAAGGGGUAUCUUCCCCCCUUCCCCCGUGCCUUGCUUUCCUCAAAGUAGUGCAUUGUCUGUUCUCGAGCAAAUCUUUCCUGCGCUGGCAAGGCAUUUGCUUUUUCUCUUCGACGGGAAGAUUUUUUUCCUUUUUAUGGUUUUGUUUUUUUUUUGUUUUUUUUUCCAAAUUUGCUUUAUUGUUGUAUCAGCUGAGUCAUCAUGUCCGCUCUGACGCCUCAAAGCGAUACGCCAACUCCCACCACAGACAAGAUCACACAGGCUGCCAUGGAAACCAUCUAUCUUUGCAAAUUUCGAGUAUCCAUGGAUGGAGAAUGGCUCUGUUUGAGAGAGCUGGAUGACAUCUCUCUCACGCCUGACCCCGAGCCUAGCCAAGAAGAUCCCAACUAUCUCAUGGCUAAUGAACGCAUGAAUCUGAUGAAUAUGGCAAAACUAAGCAUAAAGGGCUUGAUCGAAUCCGCUCUUAAUCUUGGGAGAACCUUGGACUCUGACUAUGCACCUCUUCAGCAGUUCUUUGUAGUGAUGGAGCACUGCCUUAAACAUGGCUUAAAAGCCAAGAAGACCUUUCUGGGCCAAAACAAGUCAUUUUGGGGACCUUUGGAAUUGGUAGAGAAGUUUGUCCCUGAAGCUGGAGAAAUCACAGCAAGCGUUAAAGAUCUUCCAGGGCUGAAGACCCCUGUGGGGAGAGGAAGAGCCUGGCUUCGUCUGGCAUUAAUGCAGAAGAAACUUUCGGAGUACAUGAAAGCCUUGAUAAACAGAAGGGAAAUUCUCAGUGAAUUUUAUGAACCAAAUGCCCUCAUGAUGGAGGAAGAAGGUGCUAUAAUUGCUGGACUUUUAGUGGGCCUAAAUGUCAUUGAUGCAAAUUUUUGCAUGAAGGGUGAAGACUUGGAUUCUCAGGUUGGAGUUAUUGAUUUUUCAAUGUACUUGAAGGAUGGCAACAGCAGUAAAGGCAGUGAAGGUGACUGUCAAAUUACAGCAAUUCUGGACCAGAAAAAUUAUGUGGAAGAGCUCAAUAGACAUUUAAGUGCUACAGUCAACAACCUUCAGGCAAAAGUUGAUGCUUUAGAAAAAUCCAACACUAAACUUACUGAGGAGCUUGCGGUUGCAAACAACAGAAUUAUAACACUGCAAGAAGAAAUGGAGCGAGUCAAAGAGGAGAGUUCAUAUAUCUUGGAAUCCAACCGAAAGGUAAAUAAACAGGACCGAACUGCAGACGGACAUGCCCUUACUGAAGCGAGGAAACAAUUAAAGGAGGAAACGCAAUUAAGACUGGAUGUGGAAAAAGAACUUGAAAUGCAGAUUGGAAUGAGACAAGAGAUGGAGCUGGCUAUGAAGAUGCUGGAAAAAGAUGUUUGUGAGAAGCAGGAUGCACUUGUAGUGCUCAGGCAGCAACUGGAUGAUCUCAGGGCCCUAAAACUUGAACUUUCUUUCAAGCUUCAGAGUUCAGACCUGGGAAUGAAACAGAAGAGUGAAUUGAAUAGCCGCUUGGAGGAGAAGACCAGUCAAAUGGCUGCUACAAUUAAACUGCUUGAACAGAGCGAAAAGGAUUUGGUGAAACAGGCAAAAACCUUAAAUAGCGCAGCAAACAAAUUAAUUCAGAAGCCCCACUAGACAUUUUAAUUUUUGCAGCUGGUCACAUCACAACUCUGACAUCUCAGCUCUGUUAUGAGCAAAGAGCAAAAUGAAUUUGAGAAUUUAGAUGUCAGAAUUACAUGUUGUCACCUAAAGUUGGCGUGGAAUUUGGUGGGAGUUUUUUAAAAAAGAUUUUAUUUGGAAAUAGAAAAAUUAACUUUUAGCUUUCCUUUCCCCUAUUAAUGCUUAAACUUUGAAUAAACUACAAGCAAAUUGAUCAGUGAGUACUCCAGAAGGAAAAUAGAAAAAAUGAGAUUUGUGGCCAUGUACAUGCAACUGUAUACUGCACUUUUUUCCUUUUUUUAGUCUUUACAACGUAAGAGAAAAGUAUAGCAAUGUCCCUGCCUCACCCCAUAUGAUCAGGUUCAAAGAAAGCAGAUCUUUCUCUGUUUCCCUGUUGCAAAGCAGACUGAAAAAAACAGAGAGAGAAAAAUUGGGACCCUGCAGGAAACCAUAAUUUUGUAGAUUUUGUGGUUCCACUUGAUCAUAAGCAGGACACACACCCAUCAUGGUUAGAGCUUGCUUUUAGAAGUAUUUGGCCAUUAUUAACCAAAGGCUUGUUUGCACUGUACACUUUUCCACCUGAGCCUUGCUCAGAAUUUUUUGUAGAUUGGGAGUGCAUCUGAGAUGUGGGGGCUGCACAGCGCCCUGCGGAAGAGAUAAUCCAGUUCCCAGAUCCUGUGCGUAAAAUCACCCAGCUGAAGCAGGAUGAGAACUUGUCUCUCACUUGAGAGAGCGGAGCAAACUACACUUCUCUCUGGACUCACUCUGGUCUUUGCAUUUUUCCCUCUCUUCAGCUUGCAGUUGAGAACAAUUGCAUUGUUUCCAAGAUUUUCCUUUUAAGGCUACCUGCCAGUUCAUCCGAUGAACAGCCCCUUUGUUUGAUGUAGCCGCCAGUGGAUGGGUAUUAAGGAGUACCCAUCGGAAGAACCCAGAGUUAAGACAAUGUAAAUCAUGCAGAUUCUCAUCGCUCAAAGUUGUCCCAAGAAUUUUGCAGUCCAAGGACGAGCUAAGAUAAUAAGCCAGCGCAGGCCACUUUCUUAACAGGGGAAAUAAUUCAUUCCUCCCCUUUAGGUGACAUGGAUGCAAAAUCUAGCUGUUAGCUAUUUUUUUAAUUGGUAAACCCUUCUUUCCCUUUGCAUUGCCUUCUACCUCUGCCUUUUCUCCCUAAAAGGUAGUGAUUCUCAUUUCCUGAUGGACCUUUUAUGAUAUGUGUGUGUUACCUUCCCUUCCUCUUUUAGGAAAGGCUGAGUAAUUGUUCCUUUCAUGCAUAAGAGGGAUAAACAGAACUGGUAGUGUUUUACUGCUGAUCCCUCUUUGACUGAGAGCGUACAAUAAUUGGGCCAUUGUUUAAAUCUGUCUUUUGCUGCUGUUAACAUUUGAUUCUGAGUGAUCUGGAUCAAACAAGGAAUUUGCUAGGAGCUGUAGUGAUCCUCUAAGCCUUAGACAGUCUAGUAAAACGCUGUGCUGCAACUCAACAAUAUGUUUUUUUUUCUUUUCCUAUUUCUGAUCAAAUCAGAGGUGGUUGUAAGAGGUCACUGUGCUAGAUCCUAAAGAGGUCUCAGUGUGUAGAUAAUUACCAACAUUUCUCAGACUAUCCAAACUAUUUUGUUUUCAUCUUAAAUAGUUCUUCAACCAAGUCCCCUCCAGAUGUGUGGAGCUACAUUUUCCAGCAUUCCUAGGCAGUACUGCUUUGGGCUAUAUUGAUUGAGGACUUGGGGAAGCGUAAACCUAGGAUAUGUCCAUGUGUGAUGGGUGUGUGUGAGAGAGAGAAAAAAAGGUGUUCUUCUCAGUUUCCAGUAGGAUUGAAAUAGUUUCAUCCUACAUAAAUCACCUUUGCUGUGUCCAGGCAAAAUUGGGAAACAGGAAAAAAGAUGGGAAGGAAAAAUAAUCGUCUGAUUUUAAAAUCUGUAUGGCUGUAAAAUCUCAUUCACUUCAUAGCUUAUAAAUCUGUCUGAUAACACCAGUCAGAUUUAUUUAUUUAUUUAUUUUGCUGGACCUUGAAAAAUUGCAUUUGGGGAUGGCAGGUUAAUUUCUAUCCAAAAGUAUUAGUACUUUCAUUAAAAUAUCUCAAUGGGAUACAGUCAAUGUUGUGAGAAUGCCCUAGAAUUACAAUUUGAGUUUUCAUAAAACCACACUGCACAUGUACAUUGGGUAUGUCUUUUGGCUGAUCUUCACUAGGUGUGAAAUUUAGUGGUAGGGAAUCACCCUCAAAAUUUUGGGAGAGAGGAGAAGUGUCCCUUCCCAAAUAGGGUAGGUGAAGUUUCCUUUGGGUCAAACUCAACUCUGGUUGACUUCAUGGUCACAGCCAUCUGGCUUUUUUGGCAACAGUGUGGAAGUGGUUUCCACUUGUCUUCUGGGGUGUCUAUAGCCUGGAAGCUUACAGCCCUGAUAUUUUCUGGUAGUUUCUCUUCCAUGUUAUAAGCAAAUCUGGCUCUACUAAACUUAUUAAGAUUAGCCAAGGUUGGUGCCUAGUCUAUUACCCGAGUAGGCUGCUUCACAUUUUUAUCCACAGUCCCAUCUAUUUAAAAUAUCCUUUGAACUCAUGCUUUGCACCCAGGAAAAAUGCGAUAGUCACCCCUGAGAAAUUAGGUUCCUGCUUGUGGGCUGUCAGGCUUCACCCAACAGGCAGGACUGAAACCACUUAACUCAUAAAACAUCCAAGAACUUCAGAAGAAUUUUACUGAAGAAAGUUAGAAACUAUACCUGCAGAAUUUCAGCAAUUGCUGUGUUGCAAGAACAGGCCUUAGAGAAACAACAUUCAACUCCUUCUGUAUAUCUUCCUCCUUCCUGUGUGAUAAAAGAGGCUGCUUGUCUCCCUCUUUUGUGUAAGCUGGCCUAUUUUCCUCUGUCUUUGGCUUUUGCAACAUGUUGGGAAUUACUCCCAGGUGGUUGUUCAGUCACUGUGUGAGAGAGGACUCUCUCUCUCUCAAGGGCCUUCUCCUUGAUUCCAGUGGGAGCAGAGAAUAUUACCUUUGCAGAAUUUCUCUACUGUGGAAUUCAUCCCACUGGUGUCUCCCAGCCUUGGGACAAACCGCUGACAAAGUGGGAGCUUUGAUAGCCAACUGGCACCUCUCCACCUCUGCAGCUGCCAACCAAACAUUAACAAAAGGCCAGUUUGAAUGUACAGGUGGCCACAUGGUACAGGUCUCUCUGUUUUCCACCUGGAGAUACUUUCUAAGAAUCCCCUCCAUGUAUUUUGAAGUAAUACAUUGCAGAUGGUGCCAUGGGACUGACUGAAUUCUUGAGCCUGUUUCAGUAGUGGAAAGGCAGGCAUAAUCCACAUUUUGGCAGAGCAAUUUAUUCUACCUGACCACCCUCCAGUUAAGCCUUCAUCCCAAGUAUUUGCCCCCUGGUGGGUGGAUUCAAGUAGCCAAAAUCAGUUUCUGUGUUGUGAUAGUAUACUUCCCCCCUUCUCCUUGUUGAGCAGCACCUGAAAUAGUCUGGGAACCCGAACCAACUGCCCACAACUUUGUAUUCGAUCUGGAACCCUGCGUGCUUCACCUGAUGUGACGGUUGUGGAUGGGGCUAGAUAAAUGCACUAAUAUCUUAGGUAUCCCAUGAUGCAAGUUCCGGUUACUUGUAUAAAGCUGCAGUGUAACGUAAUAAAGAACCCACAAAGACCUUUCACAUACUCUGUACUUGAGAUUUGCUUUGACUAUGGAUAAAAGUGAUGUUUUAUGUUUAUCAUCUAAUGACUGUAAACUGUAGUAAUAGAAUAAAAAAAUGGAAAAGAGAA
Molecule: messenger RNA, 5775 nt
Organism: Candoia aspera
Lineage: Eukaryota; Metazoa; Chordata; Lepidosauria; Squamata; Candoiidae
Gene: RUFY3
Product: RUN and FYVE domain containing 3
Exons: 13
Coding region: 606-2015 (469 amino acids)
Biological process (GO): regulation of axonogenesis
Cellular component (GO): axon; cytoplasm; dendrite
Molecular function (GO): metal ion binding
Source: RefSeq, a predicted model, not a curated record